This is a messenger RNA of Tachysurus vachellii, 5312 nucleotides long. RefSeq names its product family with sequence similarity 120 member C (gene fam120c). The transcript is spliced from 16 exons. The record is from RefSeq and is a predicted model, not a curated record. NCBI's taxonomy places the organism in Eukaryota, Metazoa, Chordata, Actinopteri, Siluriformes, Bagridae. Gene Ontology annotation, cellular component: nucleus. The coding region runs from base 816 to 3956 and encodes 1046 amino acids.
AGUCGCAAGAUGGCCGACGUCGCUUGAAAGUACGUUCCUCUCCUCAGUAUGAAGUUGUGAGUGAGAUAGAGAGCGAGGGAGCUUACGGUGGCGUUUUGUUUUGUUUUAUUUUAGUUAUUUUACUUUGUUUUAUGUUUAACCUGCCAUUUCAUUCCGAAACGCACAUGUCUCAGAUUUCUUUCGGCUAGUUGAGUCGUCAGUCAUACCGGGCUAACGAGCUAACUUAGCUACCUAGCUGGUGUGUUCGCUGCAAAGCUGCAGGUUUAGGCUUAAAUCAGUUGGAUAACGUCUUGUCGAUUUCAAUCACUUUUCUGUUCAGACUUUACACAACACAACGGUUGCAAUCAGAUACUGUUUAAGAAACUAUCCUAACAAAUUGACCGGAUUGUUCUGGCCGUAAGUUAGCCGAGGCAGCGCUAGUUUGCUAGCAUGUAGGAUUAUAUUUUGGACCUUUUCACCGCCGUCGACAUCACUAGAGCCGCCGUUAUCUCUCACCGUAACGUUGUAAACUCGGUCAUGGUUUCCCACUAAGUCGACAUUAACAUUAAUCCGUGUGUAAUUUGUUUAAAGGCGACGCAUUAAACGCUAAGUGAAGAAUGGAUAUACAUUGCGCUCGGAUAUAAACUACAGCCUCGCCCACGACUAGACUUUCACAUAUUUUACACGACUCGGUUUGAGACCGUUUUAAAGUUCUACGCUUCUGAACUCGGUUAAUAAACAUUUAUAACUCUGGAAAGGGCGGUGCUCAUCUGCCACAUCUACUAGGCGCGCGCGCACACAGACUUCAGACGUAAACAGGACCGAAGUACGUAAACAUGGGAGUUCAGGGCUUCCAGGAGUAUUUGGAGAAGCGAUGCCCGGGUGCUUCGGUUCCGGUAGAUCUCCUCAAACUGGGCCGUACUGCGAACCGAAAUCCUCCACACCACCACCACCACCAUCAUCCCCAUCCUCACCAUCAUCCUCAUCACCCAAACGCAUUGCACGCUCCUCUUCCACCGCCGGCGCGCAUCCUCGUGGACGCAGAUUCGGGCCUGCAACGCCUCUACGGCGGAUACCAGACCGACUGGGUGUGCGGCGGCGAGUGGAACGCCAUGCUCGGCUACUUGGCAGCGUUGUCACAGGCCUGCCUUUACCAGGGCGGCCUUGAGCUUGUCGUGGCCUUCAAUGGCACUCUGGGCAAAGAGCGCUGGCCCGAGUGGGCGCGCCGAGCACAGGCCCACAGACAGACGGCGCAGCUCAUCGUCAACCACGUGGGCAGCAAAGGCACACCGCCCCCGCGCGCCUGGUUCCUGCCGCCCGCGUGUCUCAGCCACUGCGUCCGCCUCGCCAUGUUCCGCUUCCGCGUGCGGGUAGUUCAGACCCUAGAGGACCACCACCAGGAGGUGCUAUCUCUGUACAGAGACUUUGGAUUUCAGGGCCUGAUUGCACAGGACUCCGAGUUCGCUCUAUGCAAUGUCCCGGCCUAUUUCAGCUCUCAUGCGCUCAAGCUCUCCUGGAACGGCAAAAAUCUGACUACUCACCAGUACCUGCUGUCUGAGGCUGCUCGCCAGCUGGGCCUCAAAACCCAGCACCUGCCCAUCUUUGCUGCCCUGCUUGGUAACCACAUUCUGCCAGAUGAAGACCUGGCUGCCUUUCAUUGGAGUCUGUUGGGUCCAGAACACCCUCUUGCCUCCCUCAAGGUAAGGGCUCACCAGUUAGUUCUCCCUCCCUGUGAGGUUGUGAUCAAGGCUGUGUCAGAGUAUGUUGCAUCUAUUCAGGACCUUGGGAAUUUGGAUGCGGUGGCCAGAGAUGUAUUCAAACAGUCUCAGUCUCGGACCGAAGAUAAAAUUGAAAGAUUUAAGAAGGCAGUGGAAUACUUUUCAGCGGCCAGUAAACCCAGACCUCUUACCAUGGGACCUUCUCCUUACCUCUUGCCAGGUUUUGGGCCUUGUCAGUUUGGUGGUCCUCCAGGCCACAUGGGUGCAGUACAUUCUGGGAAAGUCCAGGUUGGUCCACCCCAGGUAUCAGGUGUUAAGGUGCCUUAUCCCGGGGCCUAUGGCCCAGGCCCAGCCUCCGCCCUUCUUUUCCAGAACCCGCCUCCACCACUGCAGGAAUGCAACGAUUCUCUUGUUGGGAAAAUGGGUUUUGGUGAUUGGUCCGCUCCUUAUGAUUCCACUCAAGUUGGGAACCGAAUGCCCAAUCACCACACAACUGUUCCUUCAGGCCCUUCCCCAUCACCAUCGUCGUCUUCAGAUGGGGAGGAGCAAAAUGACACCAGCACUAAUCAUUUGGCUGACAAGUCAUCUAGAUGGGAAGAGCCCAGUGGUCGUGGGGGUGGCACCUCUGGGGAGGGUCCCCAAGGCAACGGGAGUGGGCCAUCUAUUCCAUCACUGCUGUCCAUGGCAACACGGAGUCACAUGGACAUUACGACCCCACCCCUUCCACAGGUCAGCGCUGAGGUUCUUCGAGUAGCAGAGCACAGACACAGAAGGGGUCUCAUGUACCCACAGAUAUACCACAUCCUCACCAAGGGGGAGAUGAAGAUGCCAGUGUGUAUAGAGGAUGAGUGCAACCCUGACCUGCCCCCUUCCUCUUUGCUGUUCCGCUCAGCACGGCAGUAUGCCUAUGGCGUGCUGUUUAGCCUGGCUGAAACCCAGAGGAGACUGGAAAGGAUGGCCAUGCGCAAGCGUGCUCCACUAGAGGUACCCCCGGUGAUAGUUAAGGAGUGGUGUGCCAGUAAGGCCAAGUCGGCCCUUACCCCUGAGCUGGUUCCUGCUAUGUGUUUCCGCGAGUGGACCUGUCCUAAUCUGAGGCGCCUAUGGCUCGGCCGUGCCUCUGAGGACCGCAGUCGACGCACGAGAGCCUUCUUGGCUUGCAUGAGAUCAGACUGCCCUGCCCUGCUUAACCCGUCCAGCGUGCCAUCGCACCUGCUGCUCAUGUGCUGUGUACUUAGGUAUAUGAUGCAGUGGCCAGGUGGCCGAAUUCUCCAACGCCAUGAGCUUGAUGCCUUUUUGGCUCAAGCGGUGUCUAACCAGCUCUAUGAGCCUGAUCAAUUGCAAGAACUCAAGGUGGAGAAAGUGGAUAACCGUGGUGUACAGCUCGCCUCUCUCUUUAUGAGCGGUGUGGACACAGCCCUGUUUGUGAAUGAUGUGUGUGGCCAGCCUCUCCCUUGGGAUCACUGCUGCCCCUGGGGCUUCUUCGAUGGCAAGCUAUUUCAGAGCAAACUUGCAAAGGCUACCAGAGACAGGGCUGCUCUGCUGGACAUGUGUGAAGGCCAGGAAGAGCUGGUGUCCCGAGUCGAGAAGAUGAGGCAGGCUAUUUUGGAGGGCAUCAACCUCUCUCGGCCUCCACCCCCACCCCCACCGUUGCCACCCCCAGCCUUCCUUCCCCCUGCCAUGGUGCCACCUUUCUAUCCCAUGCACCCACUGUAUCCGCCUCGCCCCUUGGGUUCUAUGCCUCCUCCACACCACCAGCACCGACCAAGAGCUUUCCCAGGUAUCCAGUCUAUACCUCCUCAAGGCGGGAAGCUAGAGAUUGCUGGCAUGGUUGUUGGCCAGUGGGCUGGAAACAAACCGGUGCGUGGCAGAGGAGGGUUUAAUGUACAGGUGGUAUCAGUGGGAGGAGGCAAGGGAAGGGGAAAAGAAGUGAUACCAAAAGGAAGGGGAGGAAAGAAAAUAAACUCAAAUCGAACACAGAAUCUUUCCUCCUCACCUCCCUCAUCCAGCCCCACAAAGCUGGCAGAGGAGUCCAAACCAGUGGGGCGGCCCACCGAGAGAGCCGGCGUUGUAUCCCAGCAACUGAACGGCAGCUCUUCAGGAAGCGCCACUGGCCAAACCGUUGACCUGCCACCACUGGCCCAGCCAAUCCAGUGUGCCUUAGCCAGCAAAGACAACCAAUCAGGAGAUGGGGUGGAGGUAGAGGCCCCAUGUUGCCUUGACGACUGCUCGUCAGAUGGUGCACUACAAAAAGAGGAGUAAUUACAUCCCAUAGUCUAACAAGAAUGAUUGAGUUGCGAGGGAAUGUUCCAAGUUUGACUGCCUUUUUUCUUGUAAAACAUAAAUAGGCACAGUAGCCACUUCGUGUUGUCAUAAAAAUAAUUUAUAAUGUUACAGAUGCUGAAAACUAGAGAUGGACAGUGUGAAAAGGGGUGUGGUCUAUGUCACCUUAACAGUAGGUUCUGAUUUGGAACUAAGCAGAGUUAAAAAUCACAACCUUUUGAUUGCACAUUGCACUGAAUCUCUUUGAUUCUGGACCUCAGCCUUUCCACUGCCCCAUCAGGGUUGUAGCAUUGUGACAAGCUCUCAGUCUUUUCACCUUUCUAACUUUUUAUUUUUAUUUUUUUUUUAUUUUUUAUUUUAAAACAAUUUAGAUUGUUGGUUAUAUUUGUACUAUUGCCUAAAUAUGGUGACAGUCAGCCCCCUUUUUUCCCCAAAUUAUGUCCUCACUAAAUCUAUACUUAUAGCCCAUGCAUUUUAAGAGCAGCAUACUUCGCUUAAUAGACCCAAAGGAUUUGUUUUUGAAUUAACUCCAGAAAAGACAUUGUCAGUUGAACCUUGAGCCAUCAUGCAGAUUUAGUGCACCAUGGCUUUCCCCCUUCCAUCUAUAUAAAAACAUUUAAUUGCUGGCAUGAGCUUUGUAUUUACUAUUUGUUAUGUAGCAAAUAACUAUUGCGUUGACAUUUUGACAUUUGUUUUAUGCAUCUGAAAUGCAUCAGUGUAGAUAUAAGUCCCUUUCUCAUUUUUUCUCCACAUGUUAAGUGAUUUUGUCAGCAAACGUAGUUUUUGGUAAUUGGAUCGCAGUAGUCGUCAAGACCUGCAUGUUUCUUUUUUUUUUUUAAUGAUAUUCUUAUAAUUUAAUUCAUAGUACUUAAGCCCUGUUACUAGAAGUAUUGCUGUAAUUUGCAGGCAAGGCAAAUAUUAAAUUAGGACCCUGUUUAGAGUUAAUAAAUUGUCCCUUAUUGAGCACUGCAUAAAGUGAGACACUCCAGUGCUGUUGUAGGUUAGUGUCAAAGGGUUUGUCCUGACAAAUAGUGAGAUGGCUACCAGUGAAUUUAAAGCUGCUUAAUUGUGAGAAUAGCAUCAGUUCUUAUUCAUUAUUAGGCAAUAGCUCCAAAUGUUUGAAUACCUUUAAGGGAAAUGAGUCAUAUUUUGUGUUUUUCUAACAUUACAGUUUGAAAUGAAGUUGUUUUGCAGCAUACAAUAAGGGUCCAAAAAAAAUCCUGAUUUUGUUGCAGAAAAAUGGCUUGUCACACAAUGAUGAAAUUACUUGCAGUAGCCUAUUAAUUUCAGUCAUCCAGAUUUUGCUAAUCAAACUGCUGAGAGGUAUGAUGUAAA